UUCAUCUAAAUUCAAUGUGUGUCGCUGUCACUUGCACUACAAUGGGACUCUUAUUUAGAAGAAGAGCUUUUAAUCCGGAAGUGGAAAACAGAUGUUUACUGCGUCUCGGUUUUGGAUGGAUGAGACUUGCAGACGAUGCAGCCGUAUGAAAGAAGUGUGAUGAUGGGUGUACUGAACCAACGUCGAGACAGUAGAAUUCCUUAUUAGUGAUUAUGGUCGCAUUUGUGGAUUUAACGGUGGAGCUCCCUGCCUGCCUCUGGUGAACGUCUGCAAUGGUCUGAGUAGGAACCGGGCUGAAGCACCUCCACUCCCACCGGCCAUGAUGUUUAUCUCAAGAACUCUUCGCCUUUGCUGUCAGAGGCGAUUCCUGGUGCCCCUGUCAGUAUUAGCGCUGGCGUCGCCAUGGCUUCUGAAAGGGGUGGCCUUCAACACCACCCCAAAGACCUACGAGUGGCACGUGGAGCCCGAACACAGGAAGCUGGUGCAGGGCUACGUGCAGAGUGUCUUGAAGAGAGAGUGCCGGCCCGCGUUCGCCCGGAAAGGCAUGGAGGCCCGCAUCCCCACCACCACCCCAGUGAUGGAGCCGUUUCUCUGGAGGGAGAGCCGCAUCACGGACACGGUCUUCCAGUACCCUCCACCCUUUGGCUUCCUCAACUUGGAGGAGAAGCUGAUGGACGUGCUGAGACACCUGCCGCCGUCGCCCACCCAGGAGCAUCAUGGGAAGGAUUGUCAGCGCUGCGUGGUGAUCGGCAACGGGGGAAUCCUGCGUGGCCUCGAGCUGGGGACGCUCAUCGACCAGUUUGACGUGGUGAUCCGGCUGAACAGUGGUCCAGUGAAAGACUUCAACAAGGACGUGGGCAACCGCACCAGUAUCCGCAUGAGCUACCCAGAGGGCAGCCCCAAGGUGUGGGAGGACCAGGACCCCAAGCUCAAGUUUGUGGCCGUCAUCUACAAGUCCGUGGACUUCCACUGGCUCAACGCCAUGAUCACCAAGCAGACAGUGUCCUUAUGGGACUGGCUGUUCUUCUGGCAGAAGGUGCCUGAUGACAUCCCUCUGAAGCUGUCUCAGUUCUACGUGCUGAACCCCGAGAUCAUCCGCGAGACGGCCCUGGACCUGCUGCAGUACCCCAAACCCAAGUUCCACCUGUGGGGCUGGGACCAGGUAACCACCGCCAGACAUAAUGUCCCGACACUGGGCGUGUCAGCGCUCAACCUGGCCACGUACCUGUGUGACGAGGUGAGUCUGGCGGGCUUCGGCUACAACCUGAGCCAGCGGGAGGCGCCCCUCCACUACUACGACGCGCUGCCCAUGGCGGCCAUGCUGUCCCAGGACAUGCACAACGUCAACCAGGAGAGGGCGCUGCUGCAGGCCCUGGUGGAGGAUGGCACCGUCGCCGACCUGACCGGCGGUAUCCACUGCACCUUCUGCUCCAGCUGAUGUAUCUAUGACGACGACAACGACGAUGCACACCGAGGUGGCAUACACUUCCAGAGGGCAUGCACUGCAGUUUUUGACCCCUACUGAUAUGGCGGCGAUGGCAUGCCUUCGUCACACACACUCUCAAUAACUUUUGUCAAUAACUGCAGGGCAUUCCAGCUUUGAUCGAGGGCCAACUAUUGUACCGACAAUGAAGAUGAUGACCACUUCCUGCUCCAGCUGAUGUAAUGACGACGAUGAUGAUGACCAACGAUGUGGUAUACACUUUCCAGAAGGCGUGAACAGCAGUUUUUGACCCUUGUUUAUAUGUUGGCAGUGGUAUGCCUUCUUCACGUGUGCUCACACAGGAUGUACACAGUGCAGAUUUUGUCAAUAACUGCAGGGCAUUCCAGCUUUUUUUUUUCGAGGGCCAACUAAUGUAUCAAUGAUGAUGACCGCCUUGGCAUACACUUACAGAGGGCAUGCACUGCAGUUUUUGACCCUAGCUGACAAGACGACGACGGUAUGCCUUCUUCACGUACAGUCUCGCAGUUUUUAUGUCCAGACGCCUCUCCACGGACCUUGGAUAUCACAUGGAAGUCGUUUAGCAUGUGCAUGGCUGGGGAGGACGUAAGUGGCUCAGACUGGUACCGUACAUGCCCUGUAGUUAUUGCCCCCAAAUGCACUCUUUCUACCCCUCAAAGGGCAAGUUUCUGGCCCAGCUGAUGUGAUGGUGCCCACUCGCCGCCACAUAAGCUGUCACAGAGGAUAUGCACUGCAGUUUUUGACCCAUCUGAGGCUGAUGUCCCCAGACACAUUCCUUUACCCCUCAAAGGGCAUCAGAUCUCCGACCCAUGUAGUAUGAUGAUUCCCCUUCAGUGAUAGACUGUUGGAGGCUAUCCACCGUAGCCUCUGCCCCGGCUGAGAUGCCCCCUGGCCUUCCCCUUCCUCAGGGGGGACGUUUGCUACCAUUUCUGCCCCAGCUGGCAUGACCUCAACCCCUCUCCAAACCACCCCUCUCUGUUGGGGGGGGGGCAUGUCACUGUAGCUUUUGCCCCAUCUGAUACUGAUGCACCCCGCUCUACCUUUCCAUCACCUCAAAGGGCAUCCAGCAUCCGGCAUUCCUGGUCAUGGAUUAAUAAUGUCCUGGUGGGGUGGAAAAUUGUAGAACGAGGUCCUACUGCAGCCCUGGAGGUCUGGAAAUCCACAGGACUUGAAUACCGGUUUCAGCUGAGUUGGUGGAAAAUCACUGGACUGACUGCACUGGAUGCAAUAAUUCCUUCGGGUCAAUUUGGGUUGUUAUGUGACACAACUAUACAGCCAAGAUGGCCGACGGGUAGAGCCACAGCGGUGCAGAAGAGGUGAAGAGAA
This is a messenger RNA of Engraulis encrasicolus (European anchovy), 2788 nucleotides long. It is a transcript of the gene st3gal5, whose product is annotated as ST3 beta-galactoside alpha-2,3-sialyltransferase 5. The transcript is spliced from 8 exons. The record is from RefSeq and is a predicted model, not a curated record. The coding region runs from base 320 to 1438 and encodes 372 amino acids. Lineage: Eukaryota; Metazoa; Chordata; Actinopteri; Clupeiformes; Engraulidae. Gene Ontology annotation, molecular function: lactosylceramide alpha-2,3-sialyltransferase activity.